Lates calcarifer (barramundi perch) is the source of this 2040-nucleotide messenger RNA. RefSeq names its product protein phosphatase 1, regulatory subunit 3Da (gene ppp1r3da). Bases 515 to 1438 code for a protein of 307 amino acids. Gene Ontology annotation, biological process: regulation of glycogen biosynthetic process. Gene Ontology annotation, molecular function: protein phosphatase 1 binding; glycogen binding. The transcript is spliced from 2 exons. The record is from RefSeq and is a predicted model, not a curated record. NCBI's taxonomy places the organism in Eukaryota, Metazoa, Chordata, Actinopteri, Centropomidae. Gene Ontology annotation, cellular component: protein phosphatase type 1 complex.
UAACGUCAGUGAUAUCCUGGUCCGCUUGCAGCUUCCUAUUAGCUGCGCGCAUGUUAGCAGAUCUCAAUCAAGAGCACUUUGCAAACAUGUAUGUGUGCUGGAGAGUUAUGGAGGUGAUCAGUGAUUAUAAAUCAGAUUACGAGAUUGCGGCCAAGAUAGCGGACGCGCACGGAAACGCGCAGCUCUUAUAAAUUCUUCUUUAAAUGGAGGAUCAAGCAGGCUACAUCCUGCAGCUUAGACGUAACUAACGCUUCAUAUCUUUACAUGGUGAGGUCAUUGCGACGUCUAAUUUUAUUGAAGCAUGUUUCAGUAAUGCUAAAACUGUUCAGUGAGGGGGAGAAAGGGAAAUAAGCUAUUUGCAUUCAGGCACGUACUCCCAGGGUACACGCCCACUCCCUUUCCUGCACUGACUGACUGUCUUGACAGAUUUGCAACAACGAAACAGCUGUUCUUUCAAUUUCGCAGCACACUAUCAUGCAAUUUUAGGUGAGCAGGACACCACUUUUUGCAGAACAUGGAUAAAGGGUGGUUCAUUGGACGUGAAAGGAUUCCCCCAUCAAAAUCUGAACAGCAGAUGCCCAGCUCUUGCAGCGGCAUCUCAAGGCCCUGCAUGACUAUCAACUUGACUGAAAUGCUUCGAGCUGACAAACCCAAUGCAGUAAAAAAGCCCGUUCCAAUCAGGCCCCCAAGCCCCAGAGUCUCUGUGAUAAGGGACCAAGAGAGCAACCGCAGUCUCUCCUGUGAACCUGCGCCUAAACCCAUCAUCCGCCAACGCUCACGCUCUCUGCCUUCCGCCACGGAGAAGAAGAAACAAUGCAGAAAUGUUGGUGUACGGUUUGUUGACUCUUUGGGGCUUGACCUGGAAAACAUCAGGCUUUUCAAAUCUGGUGAGGAUCCAUUUGUACCACAUCACGUGACAUUUAGAUUGUUGAUGGGUGCAGAGUUGGCAGAUGGACAGCAUCUGGAAAUUUCCUUGCCAUACAUGAAGCCAUUUUUUUCCCAGCAACCUGGCGACCAGCCAGGGUUCCUUCAUCGACUCCAUGAGCAGAAAGUGUGUCUGGAGAGGGUUUUGUGUUUUGAACUGGGUGUCAUCGGAAUCACCCAGGUCGUCAAUUUGGACUUUCAGAAAGAUGUCACAGCUCGCUAUUCAUUUACGGAGUGGAAGAGCUGCACAGAAACUAAGGCCUCAUGGGUGUCCACCAUCACUAAGACCUGGGAAGGAGGAGGGGGACAAUUCACUUGUGAUACAUUUCGUUUUCACCUGCCUGUUCCUCCUUUCUUGCAGCCAGGAGCAGUGUUAGAGUUUGCCAUUCAGUACAAAGUCUGUGGGGCUGAAUACUGGGACAACAAUGGUGGUGAGAAUUAUAAGUUAGUUUGCCAUAACUACAAGCUCACUGUGCCCAAAGAGUGCGAGGAUAGCAUGGUGCACUUCAUUUAGGAUGCUAACUAAAAGUAGAGGAAUCCUAUUAGAAGCACUUUAUGACUGUUGUCAGCAAGACAUAUUAAAUAUGUAUGACUGCAUUGUCACAUAAUGUUCAUUAUGUUAGACUAAUGCUAACAUAGGCUUUCUUUUUAAGCAAGUUAGAUUCUACAUUAACUGUUAAUAGAAUCAGGCAGAGUGAGAUUGACAAACACUAGUGCACUUACACCUGACGCCAACUUUAGUGCCACUCUUUCACUUUUGUGAUUUCUUUUUAAAGUGACACUGUAUUAUUAAAUUUUCCAUGCACUUUAAUGUGGAGACAUCCAGUGGAGAUGACACCCACUGGCUGUAACAAAAAUAUUCAGUGAAACUGAAAUAAAUGCACUUCACCUUGCUGUUUUCUUCCAGCUGGGUAUUUGACAUAGAAAAAUACUUUUAUACAAUGCAGGAAUUUGGUCUGCUGAACCAUUUUACUCUGUAUUCAGAGUUUACUUUUGAGUCAAGUGUUGCCAAACCAAAUGCCCAAAUCACGCAGUAGAUACAAUUUCGAAUAUUAUUUAAUGAUUGAAAGAAAUGAAUGCUUAUUUUGUUUAACAAUAAAUCACAAUUACACAUAA